This is a messenger RNA of Dichotomopilus funicola, 1287 nucleotides long. RefSeq lists its product as uncharacterized. NCBI's taxonomy places the organism in Eukaryota, Fungi, Ascomycota, Sordariomycetes, Sordariales, Chaetomiaceae. The transcript has a single exon. The coding region runs from base 1 to 1287 and encodes 428 amino acids. The record is from RefSeq and is a predicted model, not a curated record.
AUGGAGGCCCUCAAAAACCUCAUCGCCAACGUGCCAGACUGGCUCCGCAAGCUCGACGAGCUAAAUGGCCAGAUCGAACAACGCCAACUCGAGCUUGCUAAGCUGACCGAGGGAAGCGAGACGAAUUCACCGGGCCACACCGGGCCUAAGUCCGUGCGAAACAAAGGGUCUACCGAAUCACUCAGGCCACGCGAUGAACCCGAAGCACACCCCAAUGACCCACUGCCACAAUCCAAUGCCGACAUAGCGGCUGAGCGGGCGGCUGCGGCCGCCGCUGGCGCCGCGGCUGCUAAGGCCAGCACUGAACAGCCAUCACCACCCAGCCCGUCUGGCUCGCAAUCUCCAUCCGCCCUGCAACGACAAACAAGCCAGAUGCGCGCGGCCGGCCAGGCACGGGCCCGCGCCGCGCUUCGCAAGCGGCAACGCACUAGUUCGGUCCUGAGCGCUGAAGGCGCGCCGCCAACAUAUCGGACACGUAGUAUGAUCAUAGUUUACUAUGACAGCUAUGUGCAAAUGUUCUUUGAGGAGCUCGUCAAAUUUGUCAGUGCUGGACGCAAUAUGAUGAGAAAGGCCAAGAUGGCGGCCAAGGUUGCGCAGAUCAAGCGGCUAGCCGAAUUAGAAUCGCCCGAAGACGAAGACGACAACCCCCUUGGGCCAACGACACUAUCACCAGACAACAACAACAACACCGCUGCCCCAACGUCCUCAUCUCCUAAAGCCACCGAACCAGAGAGUCUCGAGCCCGCACUUCCAUUCGUGAGCACCCGCCGCAUGGCGGGCGGGCCUCGCGCCACACGCGGCAACAUGUAUUUACGAGCGAGCGGGUCCCGGAUGAUUCGCGGGCCAGGUGGCCCAAGUCCUUCCCUCGGGCCGGAUGGCAAGCCGGCCCCGGCGGAUGUAUACGACACGUUAGACAAGGGCUUGGAGUACGUGCAAAGCAUGUGCGAGCAAGGCGCGCAUCAAUUCUUACGCGACGGCGACUGCGGCGAGGAAAUCCUCAACAUCAAGCGACGGCUAGGCGAAACCAAGGAACUCGCCGACAAGGAGAUGGAGCGGGUUAAGAAGGAAGAGCCCGAGGCACUUCUAAAAAUAGGGGGAGACGAUGGUAUGCGUGGGAGGAGCUAUCGCCCGCAGAGCAUGCGUAAGGACGCAGCUAAGCCGGCGGCUGCGGCUGCUGCUACUGCCGCCGCUGCCACUGGACUACUAGAAGUGGAUGAUGGUACGGAUGAUGUUAAUGGCGAUGCGCUGCCCAAGUUGGAGUGGAGGAGCACGAGGAUGAUGCGGUGA